UUACAACCUCCCUCAUCUCUCAACAAAGCCUGAAACCUGGCUCGCAUCGUCUUAUAACCUCUCUUUGAUAUCCUAUCUCUAUAGAUUUGCGCCGCUCCUUAUUCAGCUGCCUUUUAUGUCGCCUUGUUCAUUGACUACCUCAGCGCCUCGUUCUUCACGCUUCCUCACCAUGGCAGACGGGUCGAGUUUAGAGGUAAUCAAGGCAAACCCCAUUAGCAAAGGACUAAAUGCCUUUCUUACCUCUUUCGAAUCCACCUGCAGAGAUCUGGGUAUCUCAGGGCCGGACGGGCUGCACAAUAUUGGUGGUGAAGGAACCAAAAAUUGCCUCCUUGACCUUAUAUCAGCUUUGCUGGUUCUCCCUGCAUCUCGUUCACUGCCUUCUAAGGGUAAUAACAUAAACCUCUUUGGCGAUCUGUUGGAGCUGAGCUCAGCGAUCAACUCCGGCAACUUCAACACCAAGCAUAUCAUACCGCUCCUCAGAGCGGUCCUUAACAAUGAGCCUGAUGAAGUCAUCUGGAACAAUGUCUACGCCGCUGUUACCGCGUCUACGGCUUUCACAAUCGUCAAACCCACAACUCCUCCGCUGUCCGCCCCCUACCUCACCGCCUCCUUCCAGCAGACGCCAUGGCAGCACAACACGGGCAGCUUCGCGAACUCCACCGAACACCGCAAAUAUGUGGAUGGCGUGCUGAAGGAGGAAUUGGGACAGCUGUACGUCGAGGUCCCUGGUUUCUUCGAUGCCUACUUUGGAAGCGUCCUGGGCCUGAAGUCGGUAGCGCAGGCCGUGUUCGACAAGUGCAAAGAAGGGGAUAAUCCGCUCUACCAAGAAGAAGGCGGUUGGCAGGGCUGGCCUGAAGGCGCGAGGGAACGUGACGUCUUAAGCUGGUUUGCGCCGCUUACCGGCCAGCUCUUAGACUUCGCAGCAGAGAGUCAGCCCGUCUCCAGGCCUCGACGGCGGCCGCUGGCACAGCCCCACCAGCCCGUGCAAGGCUCCACCGCCGACCGCAAGUUAGACGUCGGCUUCGUAGACGACCCGAGCGCCUGCGUUGACUCCAAAUGCCACUGGUCGCAGAUCCUCAUACCAGGAGAACUCAAGAGCAAUCCAUCGGCCGACAUAGCCUCCAAAGCAUGGCUUGACCUAGGGAGAUAUGCGAGAGAGGUGCUCGCUGCUCAAGACAGCCGCCGCUUCGUUCUUGGCUUUACACUGUGCGGAUCUCUUAUGCGACUGUGGGAAUUCGACCGGUUAGGGGGCAUCGCGUCCGCGCAAUUUGACGUCAACGAAGAUGGACUGCAGUUCGUGUCCGCUGUGCUUGGGUUCCUGUGGAUGAAUGAGGAGCAGCUUGGAUUUGACCCUACUAUCAUCACUGCCGGGGACAAGCGGUACAUCGAGAUCGAACGGGACAACCACACAGAGCGACUCAUCAUUGACAAGGUCAUGAAACGCGUGCCUUGUGUCGCUGGUCGAGCAACAACCUGUUGGAAAGCCUAUCGUGAAGGAGACAAUACGCGAGCACCCCUUGUCAUCAAAGACUCAUGGCAAUACCCGGAACGAGAGGAGGAGGGCGAGUUACUACAGGAGGCGACCGACAAAGGCGUGGUCAAUGUCGCGAGAUACUAUCACCACGAGACGGUCUGCGUGGGCGGCCAGGACGACGACAUCCGCGUGAACGUGCGACGAGGCCUAGACAUAACGAAAGCGAAAUACUACAGGCCGGAAAGCUUGAUGCCGCCUCCAAGCACAGCUGGACGUCGCGUUUCGCGGAUAGGCCGAAGCAGCAGUGUUGCCGGGCGCAAGCGGUCCUCCAGCUGCACCGGCGCACCGCUGCCACCUACCAAGCGAACCUGUUCAAGCUCUCCAACAAAGGGCGGAAGGGCGACAGCAAAUCGAGUGCGUCGUCGCGUCAUUGUCCGUGACUACGGGAAGGCUAUCUACAAGGCAAGCUCCCGGACUAGUCUUCUUGGUGCGUUGGAAAGCUGCAUUGAAGGAUACGAGUCGUUGCACACACGAGCUGGUAUGCUACAAUGCGAUAUCUCACCAAACAACCUCAUGAUGAACGAAGAGGAUGAUAACCCCUCCUGGCGCGCGUUUUUAAUUGACCUUGACCUUGCCAUUAAGGAGCAGCGGGAGAAAUCUUCAGGGGCCCGAGGGAAGACCGGCACACGAGCGUUCAUGGCGAUUGGAGUGCUUCUAGACGACGAAAAGCAUUCGUUCAUGCAUGAUCUGGAGUCGUUCUUCUGGGUGUUAUUCUGGAUUUGCAUUCACUAUGAUGGGCCGGGGCGAGAUAUUGGGGUGACUGAGUUUGAGAAGUGGAAUUACGUGAGUAUGGAGGAGUUGGCAGAUUUAAAAGCAGGGCUAGUCGGCAGAGAAAGACGUUUUCUGAACCGGAUCAACAAAGCCUUCACACCGUACUACUGGCCGUUGAUCCCAUGUGUAAAUAAGCUGCGGAAGGUUGUCUUCCCAAUGGACAAACCGUGGGAGAGAGAAGAUAGGACGCUCUACAUGCGGAUGAAGGUGAUUCUUCAGGAAGCGAGAGAGAAUUUAGAAGGCUCAAUCGAAUCACAACAGGAGGAUAAGUAAGCAUCAAAGAGAAGUGCAUAAUUAUGGGCUGUGCUUU
This is a messenger RNA of Lindgomyces ingoldianus, 2615 nucleotides long. RefSeq lists its product as uncharacterized. The transcript is spliced from 2 exons. The record is from RefSeq and is a predicted model, not a curated record. Lineage: Eukaryota; Fungi; Ascomycota; Dothideomycetes; Pleosporales; Lindgomycetaceae. The coding region runs from base 170 to 2578 and encodes 802 amino acids.